AAUUUGUUGGGCGACUUAGAUGAUUAUAUAAAAGCGUUAGAAACAAAGUUACAAACAAUUAAUGAACAUGAAGUCUAUUGUGACUAGUCCUGUGUGCAGUUUCUCCUUAAUACGCCAUAUGAAAUCGGACUGGACACAUUGGCAACUUUUUCUGGAGGCAGAUCCAGGAGAAGAUGCAUUGGAAUCUCUGCAUUCCAAGAAAAAGUAUUUACCCACCUAUGAGGAUCUCACAGAAGUCUGCAGUGGCAUUUCCAGUAUUAUAAACGCUUAUGAUUUAUUUCCCAAAGACAUUGCAAGAGGAUUGUUUUCGGGAGUCCAGCUCAAGUCCUUGAUGUCUCCUCGCGAUUGUGUCCAAAUGGCAGCUCACAGCAUAGACAUUCAAGACUUCAACAUGACCGUGGAGUGGCUACAGGUUGCUAUAUCUAUGCUAGGUAAUCCAAGCCUCCAAGACCGAUUUCACACGCUUUUCCAUUUAAAUGCCACUGAUUUAUACUUCAAACUAGCUGAAGUCUACAUAAGCCAAUACUUGUGGCUUCCUGCUCUCAAAACUGUAGAUGAUGCUUUGAAGUUACAGCCUAGGAAUGCAAAGCUGCUUGUGAUGGAAGAGCAUUUGAGCUCACGGAUCUUACUCGAUUUAUCACCAAAACUCCAUAUUUGAAUAUAAGAAAAAACCAACAUCAAUUGCAAAAAAACAAAAGCCUUCAUUGUUUUUAUCAACGCAAGAAAGAACAUUCAUUUUUAUUGCUUACUUCAUUGAA
This is a messenger RNA of Drosophila rhopaloa, 758 nucleotides long. Its product is annotated as prolyl 4-hydroxylase subunit alpha-3-like. Bases 62 to 658 code for a protein of 198 amino acids. NCBI's taxonomy places the organism in Eukaryota, Metazoa, Arthropoda, Insecta, Diptera, Drosophilidae. The transcript is spliced from 5 exons. The record is from RefSeq and is a predicted model, not a curated record. Gene Ontology annotation, molecular function: protein binding; procollagen-proline 4-dioxygenase activity. Gene Ontology annotation, cellular component: endoplasmic reticulum.